ACCCCCCACCCCCUUUGUCCUCUGGAAUCGAACGCCUGCUGCCGGGAGAGGAAGGACCCACCUAGUCCGUAACCUCACGGCCACCCACCCUUUCUAACGCUCACCCUUUGCCGCAAUCCAGGCAGGGUGUGUCUCCGUCUUGAGUGUCUCGUGUGGUGACACUUGCGAUUCUUUCUAACGGUGCCCCCGGGAUGGUGGUGGGUCUUAGCCGCUUUUCUGGCUCCCAGCGUUUCUGGUUCUGGCAGCACCGACCUAAAUCAGCGGUUGACCCGAAUGGAUGUGAAAGGGACUUUGCAGCCCCUGAUGGUCCCGGGUGCUGUCUUUUCUUCUUGGAGAAGAACUUUGGUGUUCAGGGCUCUUAGGUGUAGUUGAUUUCUUUGUGACCUGGAGCAAGUAAUUUUAGUGCUUUGCGUUUCAGAGGAUUACUGUAAUGGAGUAAGUGGUGACAAUUUGUCAAUGUCACUGGCAGGUUUUUAGAAGCUUUGUAUGCAAGCCUGCUGAUAAUUUGGCAGGAAGGACCUCGCUCCUUGGUCUGUUACCACUUCUGGCCACGUCUAACUUGGGAAUUCGUUUCAUUGUUCUCUGCCACCUAACGGAUAUCCAGGAAAAGUGGAAUGAAACAGUUGAGCUUUUUCGCGCUAGGAUGCCCUUACGGAAACAUCGCUGUCGUUUUAAAAGUUACGAACGCUGCUUCACGGCGGCUGAAGCCGUGGAUUGGCUGCAUGAGCUGUUGAGGUGCAGUCAGAACUUUGGCCCCGAGGUGACCCGCAAGCAAACAGUCCAGCUGCUGAAAAAAUUCCUUAAGAAUCAUGUUAUUGAAGACAUCAAGGGAAAAUGGGGUCAGGAAGAUUUUGAAGACAAUCGUCACUUGUACAGAUUUCCUCCUUCCUCACCCCUGAAACCAUAUCCAAAGAAGCCUACUUACCAAAAAGAUGCUAUAAAAUUUCCAGAAUGGAAUGACCCCCCACCAGGGACUUCACAAGAGAACAUCCCAGUGAGGCCACUUGUGAUGAACUCUGAGAUGUGGUUCAAGCGUCACAGUAUUGCUAUUGGAGAGGUGCCGGCCUGCCGUCUUGUCUACCGCAGACAGCUGACGGAGGCCAAUGUAGAAGAGAUAUGGAAGUCUAUGACAUUAUCAUAUUUACAGAAAGUCCUUGGCCUGGAUUCUCUGGAAGAAGUCUUAGAUAUUAAACUGGUCAACUCCAAGUUCAUCAUCCAUAAUGUAUAUAGUGUGAGCAAGCAGGGAGUUGUCAUCCUUGAUGACAAGUCAAAAGAACUUCCUCAUUGGGUGCUGUCAGCUAUGAAGUGUUUGGCAAAUUGGCCUAAUUGUUCAGAUUUGAAGCAGCCUAUGUAUUUAGGAUUUGAAAAGGAUGUCUUUAAAACUAUAGCAGAUUACUAUGGUCACUUGAAAGAGCCUCUACUUACAUUUCAUCUUUUUGAUGCCUUUGUCAGUGUAUUAGGUUUGUUACAGAAAGAGAAAAUGGCUAUUGAAGCAUUUCAGAUUUGCUGCCUCCUCCUGCCACCCGAAAAUAGGAGAAAGUUACAGCUGUUGAUGAGGAUGAUGGCAAGAAUCUGCCUAAAUAAGGAGAUGCCACCCCUGUGUGAUGGCCUUGGUACCCGAACACUGAUGGUUCAGACAUUUUCCCGUUGCAUCUUGUGUUCCAAGGAUGAAGUAGACUUGGAUGAGUUAUUAGCUGUGAGGUUGGUGACGUUUUUAAUGGACAAUUACCAAGAGAUUUUGAAAGUCCCUUUGGCCUUGCAGACCUCCAUAGAGGAGCGUGUGGCUCAUCUACGAAGAGUCCAGAUAAAAUACCCAGGAGCUGAUAUGGAUAUCACUCUAUCUGCUCCCUCAUUUUGCCGUCAGAUCAGUCCAGGGGAGUUUGAAUACCAGAGAGCAUACGGCUCUCAGGAACCUCUGGCAGCCUUGCUGGAAGAAGUCAUAACAGAUGCCAAACUCUCCAGCAAAGAGAAGAAGAAAAAACUGAAGCAGUUUCAAAAAUCCUAUCCUGAAGUCUACCAAGAACGAUUUCCUACACCAGAAAGUGAAGCACUUCUGUUUCCUGAAAAGCCGAAACCGAAACCACAGCUCCUGAUGUGGGCACUAAAAAACCCUUUCCAACCAUUUCAAAGAACUAGAAGUUUUCGGAUGUAGUACUUACAUUGCUCUUAGAGAUCUCUGUUGCUGUUGCCUCGAGCAAGUUGGUGGUUAUAGGAGGAUUAUGGCGAUGGAAGAAAGAAGAGCAGAAAAUAGAGGCUACGGAAAAUAUAAAGUUACCAGACUUCCUAAAAUGUUGAGCCAUUAUCAGUAUUUUUGUAAAACCCAAUGCUAUUUUUAAAGUGUACAAGUCAGUUAAAAGUUGAGACAAAUGUAUCACUAUAUGUAUGGUUAAUAUGUGUGUCUGUAAUUGUUACAAAAUUUGUGGGUAGUUUUAUUUUUUUAUUUGUUAUCUUUCAUGGUGUUAAUAAAAUAAUUGUACAUUUCAGUUACUGAUGUCUUUGUUAUAACCAAGUUUUAAAAAUAGUGUAUGUACUUGAAUAAGAGAGACACUGGGUACUGCUACUGUGAUGCUCUUGACUUCACAGCUUAAUAGUUGUGACUUCUCUUUGUGUAAAAUUUGGUUUUCAUUGUUGUACAGAGAGUCUUAAGGCUCCACAUUAUGACUGUGUCUUUUAUUGCAGAUUCGUUGGAUGUUAUGACAGCUUUAACUAAAGCUGGUUCUUUUAGAACAUAUAUUAACUUGUGUUCACCUAUAUGUGGGGUUGAUUUUCAUUUGCCUGCAGUGGUAUAAUUUCAGUCUUGGCUGGAGAUGGAAAAUUGAACUGAGUAAUCUUUUUGGGUCCCCUUGUUCCUGUGAUUGUGAGUCAGGUCUUUGUUGUUUCGUGAAAAGCACAAAUAGGUUAAGUAAAACAAGACUACUUCCUUUGUAUUUCUCCCACCUUCCUCGUCCUUUGGAAAGUAAAUGGAAUGUAAAUAAAUACUGGUUUUUGUUUUUUUAU
Molecule: messenger RNA, 2997 nt
Organism: Lynx canadensis (Canada lynx)
Lineage: Eukaryota; Metazoa; Chordata; Mammalia; Carnivora; Felidae
Gene: DEPDC1B
Product: DEP domain containing 1B
Exons: 11
Coding region: 644-2152 (502 amino acids)
Biological process (GO): intracellular signal transduction; positive regulation of Wnt signaling pathway
Source: RefSeq, a predicted model, not a curated record